UUUCCAAUACUCACCACCAGUCUCCCCCUUAAAUGGUUGUGACCACUAGAUAGACUGCUUCCUAUGAAAACAGGAGAUGUUCAUGGGUUGUGUGGAUUUUGAUUCUGAUAUGGGUUUGGUGGUCUGUUUUUGUUUGGUGUUGGGGCUUUAAGGGGUUUGAGUUUGUUUGGAUGGUUUGGUAGGUAAAUUCAUGGAAACCCCAUUUCGUUCGGGUUGGAUUGAAAUCGUCAGUAUUGAUCUUUCCAUCCCAUUGUUGGGAUUUGAAGCUUGGUUAAAUUCAUGAAAAUCAUCUUCAUCAAAAUAUUUGUUGGUCUUGAAGUGGGAGGAUGUGGAAAUAGGAGAGCCCAAGGAGGGAGAGAUCCGUGUGAAAAACAAAGCGAUUGGGCUCAAUUUCAAUGAUGUCUAUUUCCGCACAGGGUUGUACAAAACAGCCUUGCCUUUCACUCCAGUGGUCAGGAUCACUAUUUCAGCACGAUUAUUGGAUCAUGGAUCAUCCAUAUUAGUCGCAGAAGAUGGAUGGUUCUGACUAUCAAUCCAUUGCUGCAUGUGGGAAGUGCCCUUGUGCAUGAGAAUUGACAAGAUGAAGGAAUUUUAGUUUACUCAGCAAAUGGUGGUGGAGAUUUGGCAAGGAGAACAACGCUUUGUUGCACAACAUUAGUGUGGAGAAAAUACAGUGAAUCAGAUAGGGGCUGGAAGCAAGGUGUCAGAAGCAGGCAGCUCUCUCAAAAAUGUGGAAACAAAUCAUGGCUUUGGGUGAUCAGUCAAAGCCCUGGGACAAACUGUUGGAGGGAGGAUUUCAUUUCGUGGUAAACAGUGGAAAAUCAGUCUGGUUUUGGGAAGAUGAAUGGGUCGAUGAUGUUUGCUGGCCACAAAAUUCUCAAGGCUUUUCAGAAUCGUGCGCGCAACAAAGGAGCUUCUGUGAGACAAUGUCUUGAGUAUCACGAACAUAAACAGGUGUGGAUCAUCACCAAUAGAAGGAAUCUCAUGGUGGUAGAGAUGGAAGAUCUCCAUGCCUUACUACACCCGUUGGAAGAGUUGCAUCUCAGUCACCAAGGCCGUGAGGCAGCUGGAGUGGUGACAGCUGUGGGACCGGGACUGACCGGCAUGAAAGUGGGGGAUGUUGUUGCUUAUGCUGGAAACCCAAUGGGAUCUUACACUGAAGAACAGAUCCUUCCUGCGAGUGUUGCGGUGCCUGUUCCACCUUCUAUCAAUCCAAUUGUUGCAGCAGCCAUAAUGGUUAAGGGUAUGACAGCACAGUUCCUUGUUCGCCGAUGUUUUAAGAUUGAACCUGGGCACACCAUCCUUGUCCAUGCAGCAGCCGGAGGCAUUGGAUCUCUACUCUGCCAGUGGGCACAUGCCCUGGGUGCCACUGUCAUUGGAACCGUGUCAACCGAAGCUAAAGCGGCUCAAGCGGUUGAGGAUGGAUGCCACCAUGUCAUAAUCUACAACCAAGAGGACUUUGUCAGCAGCGUUGAUAAGAUAACGUCUGGCAAAGGAGUCAAUGUCGUCUAUGAUUCUGUUGGGAAGGACACAUUCCAGGGAUCGUUGGCGUGCUUGAAGCCUCGGGGAUACAUGGUGUGCUUCGGGCAGUCAUCUGGUAUGCCAGAUUCAGUUCCAUUGUCGGCCCUCGCUGCCAAAUCCUUGUACCUGACGAGGCCCUUGCUUACACGAUACAAUGCUACACGAAAUGAGCUGCUGGAAGCUGCCAGAGAACUGUUUGCCAGCAUUGCGUCAGGUUUGCUGAAGGUCCAUGUUAACCACACCUACCCUCUGUCACAUGCCGCACAGGCUCAUGCGGACCUCGAGGGAAGGAAAACCACCGGUUCUGUGGUGUUGAUACCGGACUCCAACUAAUAUGCAUUGCAAACACAAGGCAUUUGGAAGAAACUAAAAUGGUCUUUUAAUAUAUAUAUAUAUAUAGAUAAAAAUUAUGAACUUGGAGAGUGAAAAUUUAGUGAAUGCAUGUACGCGGAAGCAAUUAUGCAGGUUGGAAUGAACGUUUGCAGGGCGUGCAUCAGCACAGAAUACACGGCCAUGCAAGAAUCAUGGGGUGCAAAGUGGAAGCUUGAUUCUGGAUUGGAAUUGAAGCCGUCAUUUUUAGAUCCAGUUGAUGUCUCAGUACUCAGGCAAGACACUAGUGGCGAGGAACAUUAUUCCAGCAGGGUGGGCGGUACCUACCACUCCUUUGUUAACCAUAAGUGAAUCUGCCGAUGUCCAGAUCGCUAUUUACAUGCUUGCCAGACAUGUAAAGAUGUAAAUAGAUGUUGGUAUUUGUAUUUUGUGGUUGGAAUGGUUGUUGUAAGAUUAUAAAUGGAGUGUGCUGAGCUUGUACGUGCAUUUUAUGGUA
Magnolia sinica is the source of this 2347-nucleotide messenger RNA. RefSeq lists its product as uncharacterized. Gene Ontology annotation, biological process: cellular response to oxidative stress. Gene Ontology annotation, molecular function: quinone reductase (NADPH) activity. Gene Ontology annotation, cellular component: cytoplasm; cytosol. Lineage: Eukaryota; Viridiplantae; Streptophyta; Magnoliopsida; Magnoliales; Magnoliaceae. The record is from RefSeq and is a predicted model, not a curated record. The coding region runs from base 841 to 1854 and encodes 337 amino acids. The transcript has 7 exons.